This is a messenger RNA of Pistacia vera, 2541 nucleotides long. Its product is annotated as wall-associated receptor kinase-like 10. NCBI's taxonomy places the organism in Eukaryota, Viridiplantae, Streptophyta, Magnoliopsida, Sapindales, Anacardiaceae. Gene Ontology annotation, molecular function: protein serine/threonine kinase activity; polysaccharide binding; ATP binding. The transcript has 3 exons. Gene Ontology annotation, biological process: protein phosphorylation; cell surface receptor signaling pathway. The coding region runs from base 80 to 2251 and encodes 723 amino acids. The record is from RefSeq and is a predicted model, not a curated record. Gene Ontology annotation, cellular component: plasma membrane.
CUAUAGUGAUGGAAUUUUACUACUAUAAAUAAAUCUCCACUAACUUAUAAUUUUCCAAAAGAAGUGAGGUGUAUGAGUAAUGGCGCUUUGUCAUCUGAUUCUCUUGCAGCUUAUGGUGUUACUCUUGCCAAUCAAAUCAUCAUCAGAAAAUUGUCAACCAUACUGUGGUGAUAUCUCCGUAUCUUACCCCUUUGGUAUCGGAGAAGAAUGCUACUUCGAUAAGAGCUUCGAAGUAACCUGCGUCAACUCUUCAAGAGCUUUCUUAUCUGGCAGCAAUCUAGAACUAUUUGAAGACCCAUAUUAUCUAAUGGGUACGGUUGGCGUCAACAUUUCUAAUUCUAUGAGUAGCAUCAAAACAAGCAUCGCUAAAAUCUUUAAGCUGUCAGGCAAGCAUUUUUCCUUUUCAGAUAAGUACAAUAGGUUGGUUGCUAUUGGUUGUAAGGAUUAUAACAUUAUCAACCAAACUCAUAUUACUGAUAGGUGCUUGUCUAUUUCCACUUGUGAUCCUACUAAAAAUCAUGGUUGCUUUAAUUUCAUAUGUACAAUUCCUCCACAUCAUAAGUUUGAUGAAGCAAACUUAAGCUUUAACAUCCAGGGAUGCAAAUCUAGCUUCGUAGCUGAUGGGGAAUGGUUCAGAAGAGAUUACCUAGCGAAUACAAAAGCUUUGAUCGAACACAAAGAUGAUGAACCUGUUCCUAUAAGAUUGGAAUGGGGAAAAUAUCGAGGAAGAUGUGUGGAACCAUAUAAUUCAGGCCCAAUAAAGUGUAAUAAGGAUGAUUACUGUAUGAUCAAGUUAAGCUCAAACCAUUACUGUAGCUGUUUUGGUCAAAAAUCUGACAGCUUUCGAGGAUGUGCAGGUGACUUGAUUUGUAGAAUGACGAGCGGCAACAAUUGCACUGAAUGUUGCACUGAAUGUCCUUCUGGAUACAAGUCUGGUGUUUCUGACCCUUAUGAUACUAGGCCCCAAGAGCCUGAACGACGGUGCUCCACAUCAAGACGUGAUGAUGAAUUUGUUGUAAAAAAAUCUCGAAACAAGUUUUUUAUUUUCAUAGGUUGCAGCUCUGGGCUUGGAACAUUGUUACUAGUCAUUGGAUCAUGGAGGUUGUACAAGUACAUAAAGGAAAGAAAAGCUAUCAGGCUGAAGCAAAAAUUCUUUAAGAAAAAUGGUGGCUUGUUAUUACAACAACAACUGUCUUCCAAGGAAGGUAACAUUGAAAAAACAAAAUUGUUUACCUCAGAGGAAUUGGAAAUUGCCACUGACGAUUAUAAUGCGAAUCGAAUCCUUGGUCAAGGUGGUCAGGGCACUGUCUAUAAAGGAAUGUUAAUAGAAGGAGAAAUUGUGGCUAUAAAAAAGUCCAAGAUGGUGGAUGAAAGUAAAAUUGAGGAAUUCAUUAAUGAGGUGGUAAUUUUAUCACAAAUUAACCAUCGAAAUGUGGUUCAAUUAUUAGGAUGCUGCUUAGAGACUGAAGUUCCUCUCCUAGUCUAUGAGUUCAUUCCUAAUGGAACUCUCUUCCAACAUAUAAAUGACUCAAGUGAGGAGCUACCAUUAACAUGGGAACUACGCUUACGUAUUGCCAUUGAAGUUGCAGGUGUUUUCUCUUAUUUGCAUUCAGCUACUUCCAUACCUAUAUAUCAUCGGGAUAUUAAGUCUACAAACAUACUUUUGGAUGAAAAAUAUCGAGCAAAAGUGUCAGACUUUGGGAGUUCAAGAUUUAUUUCAAUUGAAGAAACUCACUUGACAACUCAAGUACUUGGGACAUUUGGAUAUGUUGAUCCAGAGUACUUUCAAUCAAAUCAGUUUACAGAGAAAAGUGAUGUUUAUAGCUUUGGAGUAGUUCUAGCUGAACUUUUAACAGGACAAAAGCCGAUUCGUUCAACAGGUUCUAUUGAAGAUAAAAGUUUAGCAGCAUAUUUUUCAUGUGCAAUGAAGGAGAAUCGUCUUUUUGAAAUCCUUGAUGCUAGAGUUCUAAAGGAAGGUAGGGAAGAAGAGAUUAUAAAUGUUGCUGAUCUUAUAAGAAGAUGUUUGAAUCUCAAUGGAAAGAAGAGACCAACAAUGAGAGAAGUAGCAAGUCAAUUAGCUGGGAUUAAAGCACUGAAUGGAGCUUCAAUUAUGCAACAAAACUGUGAAGAUGUUAAUUAUAUCGAUGGUGACAUAAGCAAUCACCUUGACAGUAGUUCAUCAAUCUCUGGAGAACUAUCAGAUACUGUCAAUUUUUCAACUGAUGUUGACCUUCAAAUUUCGAAAGAGUGACAAGAAAAGAGAAUAAGAUCAUGUGUUUCCAUUGAUGCAUAUUGUUCGAAUUUAGGGACGUUUCUCCUAGAGUACAUCCUGGAAAUUAAUGCACUGAUUAUCCAUGACUAGGAUUCUGCAGAAUUCUAGUAUGAUCUGUUUUCCUUUUUAUGCAUCUGAUUAUCUUUAUCUUUUCAGUGUUAAAUCUAGAAUUCUCUUUGUCUUAGUAUAAAAAGGAUGCAACGUAUCAGUAUUGUAUUUCAAGCAAAUCAGAAAUAAAAUCAAGCAGACUUGAACAAAAAACUCUGUUU